Molecule: messenger RNA, 1310 nt
Organism: Camellia sinensis
Lineage: Eukaryota; Viridiplantae; Streptophyta; Magnoliopsida; Ericales; Theaceae
Product: transcription factor LAF1
Source: RefSeq, a predicted model, not a curated record
CCAUAACCUCACCAUCCUUGUCUCCUAGUCGUCGUCAUCUCUUUCUCUCUCUAUCAGAAGCUAUAGUGCAAACAUACAUAUAUCUACCGUGUUAAGUUUACUAAUACUUGUUUGUCUUCUUCAAUACUAAUAUUUUUGGUCUGCUAAAAAAAAUGGGGUAUAAGGCAGUGGAUCAAAAGCAAAAGCAGAAGCACAGAAAAGGGUUGUGGUCACCAGAUGAAGACCAGAGGCUCAGAACUUACAUCCUCAACAAUGGUCACGGCUGCUGGAGCUCCAUCCCAAUCAAUGCCGGGUUGGAAAGGAAUGGAAAGAGUUGCAGACUGAGGUGGAUAAAUUACUUGAGGCCUGGACUAAAGAGAGGGAUGUUUACUGCUCAUGAGGAGGAGACAAUCCUCUCCCUUCAUGGCAUGUUAGGCAACAAGUGGUCUCAGAUAGCCCAGCAUUUGUCUGGAAGAACCGACAAUGAGAUCAAGAACUACUGGCAUUCUUAUCUGAAGAAGAAGAAAAUGGCCAAAAUAGAACAAACUAAACCUCAUACUGAACCUGAAUAUACAAAUCCAAACACUGGAAACACACAAUCUUCCCUUUCUUCGCUGAAGUCCACCACUAGAAAUUUAAGUUUCGAAUCAUUUGAUAACAUGGAAGGAACAUCAAUGGAAACAAACGAGUCCAUAUCACAGUUGCCAAAACUUUUAUUUGCUGAGUGGCUCUCACUAGAUCAAUUUCAAGGCCAGGACUUGACAAAUUCAGGUCGGCCAGCAGUUUCCAAGGAUGAUCCAAACUACCAGUAUUCUUUUUUGAACUGUUUGUUAAUGAACGAAGGAGCAUUUGGUGGCAAGUUUCAUCAAGAACUCAGCAAUGGCUCCGGUACUGCUGAUGAAAUGUCUAAUCCGCAAUUCAAAUCCGAAGAAGAAGACCAGUUUGUUAAUUUUAUCACUGAGGAUGAUAUGUGUAGCCAUUUCAACAUGGACAGUGAUGUGUUUAUGUGAGGGGUGUAUAAGCAACAUCAAGCAAGAAGAAACAGUAAUUAGUUACUACUCGUCUAGAUAGAAACAGUUCUGAUAUACUAAUAAAACUGGCCAUUGAAAAUCAUAUAUGAUAAAGAAAAGGCCAUCUUUAGUUGUUUGCUUUGAAAAGCAUGUAGAUUAGGCAUAUAGGAAGUCAUGAAAGUUUAAUCAGAGGGUAUUUUUUCCAUGGAGUUGUUUCUCAAAACACUUCUUAUUUCUGUUGCAUACAAUGAAGUCACAAAUGCAUUUGUUGUUUCUGUAAAAAUUAGCGAUCCCCAAUAUAUUGAUGGUCUUUCUCAAGUA